Molecule: messenger RNA, 1428 nt
Organism: Phaedon cochleariae (mustard beetle)
Lineage: Eukaryota; Metazoa; Arthropoda; Insecta; Coleoptera; Chrysomelidae
Source: the annotation of a GenBank genome assembly
CGGAAUCGGAGGUCGGUGCCGAAGGCACUACCAAAUUCCAAAUUGGGACAAAUCGACAAAUGUGACAUUCCAAUCAUUGGAUGUUUUUUAUUCGAUUUGUUUAUUUUCCUGAUAAAGUGAAUUGAUUUGUUUGGAUGGAUUUUGCUGCUGAGUAUGAUAUGAGUUAAUGAUUGUGAUUUGACUUUGAUUUGUUGAUAUUCAUUUUUCAAUCAUGUUCAUCUGAAACUUGCUUCCAGAUUUGCGUUGUGAAAAUGGAGCAUCUAGCUCAAGAUCUGACCGUGGCCCUUGAAGAAUCUGAAAACUGUAGGGCAAUCAGUAAUAGCGGGUCGAAAUGGGGUAUGAGACGUAGAACACGAUCGGCAGGAAACUUGCAUUUGUACAUGAAGAAACCAGGACACAAUCAAUCAGACGAAAGUUCCAGCAGUAAUUCUGAAGUUAAGGUUGAGAGACAGAAUAAUAAGUUGGUUAGCUUUCACCAGUCUGAUUCUGAUGAUAUGUCAUUCAGUAUCACUGUAGCUAAAGCCUUGAAUCAAAGAACAUCAUUGAGAAUGAAAUGUCCUUUGCAAAGAGGUGUCAGUCAUAGUUUGGAGAGUGAUUCUGUCAAUGAACAUUCUCCAGCUGGACCUUAUUUGAGAAGAAAGAGGAAACUGAAGAGAAUGAGCAUUGAUGAAACACCAAUACCACCUUGUGGAAAAAGAAAAAGGUCUCAAAGAUUGGACAUAGUAGAUAGUGGGAGAUCCAUCAGACAUGGUACAAGAAUCAAACCUCUACAUCAAAGUAUUGUAGAUAAAAUAGAGAGGUUUUGUUACCAAUCUUCUGACAUGGAUAAUUCAAAUUCAAUGGAAAUACAGAGUUUUGAUGAGAACUGUGAAGUUGCUAGUGAGAGCAGUAUCAGUUGGAGUGGGGGAGAAGGUCAUGAGGGUGAUGAUGAACUAACUGACUGGGCACCAUCAAUGGAAAAUUCCACUUUCAUAGAUCAAACUGCCAGUAAUGAUACUGAUCCUAGGGAGAUAAGAGCAGGAUGCAGGAGGUUAGGAGAGGAACGGCCAGGUUUCAGCAUCAGCACCAGCGCAAAUGAGAGGGUUGCUCGGUUCCUUAGAGACUCGAGCAAGUCUGAGUUGAGACUGUACGGGGCAGAGCGGGACAAACUCGGUCAAUUGGCGGCUCUAUACUCGUUGGACUUGUGGUUCGAGAGUCCUAGCUCGUCCUUGUUGAGGAAGACCAGCAAUACUCCUUCCAUGCAGCCCACGCAGAGGCAUCAUUCGGGAUUGAACGCGAUUCACAAAAAAAUCAGGACGCAUGACCAUUAUAUAGUGUCAUAAAUCCAUGUAUAUAUAUUUUGUAUUUAUUAACUCACAUAUAACUUGCAAUUGAUGAUUUUUACUUCAAUUGGGGUUGGUUCUUUAGUAUAUAUAAUUUCUUGGAGAA